Colossoma macropomum (tambaqui) is the source of this 1758-nucleotide messenger RNA. RefSeq names its product NKD inhibitor of WNT signaling pathway 2b (gene nkd2b). The record is from RefSeq and is a predicted model, not a curated record. Lineage: Eukaryota; Metazoa; Chordata; Actinopteri; Characiformes; Serrasalmidae. Gene Ontology annotation, cellular component: cytoplasm. The transcript has 10 exons. Gene Ontology annotation, biological process: negative regulation of Wnt signaling pathway. Bases 279 to 1565 code for a protein of 428 amino acids. Gene Ontology annotation, molecular function: calcium ion binding.
GGUAGGGCUCGAGCCCCCUGCGCGUUAGCAGCAGUUGGAGUUGGAGUCGUUUGAGUGUUUUAACCGUUAACGAGUUUUUCCAAACGGAAUAAAUUCAUAAUGUUUUCAUUCGUGCUUAAAAUGUUGCUUUCGACCGAAACAUGGAGCUCGCUUUGGUUUUAAAAUGUGCUGUUUCGGCCAGCGGACAUGAUGUGAUUCAUUUUUUUCACUUCAGUUAGUGAGAGAAGCUAUUUUUUGGGGGGUAAAGUAGCUAAAAAAACCGAGCUGUGAGGGGAAAAAUGGGCAAAUUUCAGUCAAAACAUGCCUGCAGACGAAGAGAAAACCCUGAAGGGGACAGUUUCGUCGUGAACGGCUUUAUUUCAAAAAGAGGAGCUGAAGAAAGUGAUAGAUACGGCAGCGAGCAGAAAAUGAGGAGCAUUCAGGAGUCACAGAGUGGUGAGCUGAAAGAUGGACCAAUUUUAGGACAUCACUGCCCUCUAGAGGUGGUCCUUCCCCCUGAGAAAGCGGAGGGCUGUGAGAGUUUGCUGCAGUUUGUUCAGUGUGAGGAAGGACAGAGAGAGACCAGCAAAGGGAGGAAACGCAUCAGCCUGGACGAGCUGGAGUGUGACGUCUCUCUGGAGGAUGAUAACAGGCAGGAGUGGGUCUUCACCCUCUAUGACUUCGACAACAGUGGCAAAGUCACCAAAGAGGACAUGUCCAGUCUCAUGCACACUAUCUAUGAUGUGGUGGAUGCCUCAGUAAACCAGUCGUGCCACAGCAAGAGUAAGACACUGAGGGUGAAACUGACCGUUACUCCGGACCCCAGCAACCGUCGCAGAGAACACACACACUCUGGAACAGAGCGAGACUGGAACUGUAGCCGUGUGGAGUCCACCCAGCAGGAGGAAGUGCGCGGAGCAGACAGACGACACUCCACACACAUCAGAGGGCAGGUCGCCGACCCCCCGGCGCGGAAUCAUUACUGUGUGGAUGAAAACACGGAGAGGCGGAAUCAUUAUCUGGAUCUGGCUGGCAUCGAGAACUACACCUCCAGGUUCGAAGCCACAGUGCCCCCUACAGUCCGUCAGGAUCAGUCCACCCGAACGUCUCACUCUCAGAACCGCUCUCGCUCGCACGAGCCCGAACCACACGCCCAGCAGCGCCGCUCUCAGGUCAUCGCUGAGCACUACGCCCGCCCGGCCCACAGCAAAUCCCCUAAAGGAGCGUCCAGAGGAGGUGGGAUGACCCCAGCAGCGGUCAGUGGAGGCGGGAGGGGCAGUAAGUGUUAUAUGCAUUAUCCUCCAGUUCAGGCUGGACACCACGGAGGCCAGGAUGUUUAUCAUCUGCCCCAGCAGAGCCAAUCACAGCCGGCCACGCACCUCCAGCACCCUCUACAGCACAGCCACAGCAAGAGGCUCAGGGCAAAAGUCAGAGAGCAGGCCGGCAAACAGCAGCAGCCUUCGCCGGACCGAGAGUCUGUCAGCAGCCCUGGAGGCUUCGUGCUGCCAGUGGUCCAGCGGCACGAGCAUCAUCACCACCAUGAGCAUCAUCAUCAUCAUCACUACCAUCACUAUCAUCAGACAUGACCAAAUACUGCACCUGUAGGGCAGCGUGGAAGAGUCUGUCUAUUCCUGUGGUCACUAAUCUUGGUCCUGGAGUACCUCUGUCCUGCAUAUGAUCCAAGGCUAUGUUCACAUUACAAGCCUCGUUGCUCAAAUCAGAUUUUUUGCUCAAAUCCGAUCUCUCUAACAAUAUGGUUCACACUCGUUUAGGUAAGUG